Penaeus monodon (black tiger shrimp) is the source of this 3442-nucleotide messenger RNA. Its product is annotated as ubiquitin-conjugating enzyme E2 W-like. NCBI's taxonomy places the organism in Eukaryota, Metazoa, Arthropoda, Malacostraca, Decapoda, Penaeidae. The coding region runs from base 144 to 728 and encodes 194 amino acids. The transcript has 6 exons. The record is from RefSeq and is a predicted model, not a curated record.
UGUGGGUGCGGGGUGGUGCUGUGGUGGGUGGGUGUGCUCCUCGGGAAUACUUCUUGCCCGCUCGCGCCUUCGACCUGUUCCAGCCGUGCGUGACCCGGGCUGACCUCACUCUGUCCAGCGGUGCCGUCCCCCAAGGCCGCAAGAUGCCUAUGUUCACAAAGUUGGGCCACAAGACGUCCACGGCGGCCAAGUCCAGCGGCCAGAGCGCUGCCAAGGCCACAGCCGCCACCGCCAAGACGUCCACAAGCAGUGCCGGAAAACACGUGCUCGACAACACCCGAUGGCAGAAGCGGCUACAGAAGGAACUCAUGUCUCUCCUGAAGGAACCACCUGCGGGAGUCACCGUAGACGUGGACACCGCGCACACAAAACUGACUGAGUGGGUGGUCCACAUGGAGGGCGCGGCCGGCACCCUGUACGAGGGGGAGAAGUUCCAGUUACAGUUCAAAUUUUCGCCUAAAUAUCCGUUUGAUUCUCCGGAGGUGAUCUUCGUCGGCGACAACAUUCCGGUCCACCCACACAUAUACUCCAACGGCCACAUCUGCCUCAGCAUCCUGACGGAGGACUGGUCGCCGGCCUUGUCAGUUCAAGCCAUCUGUCUGUCAAUUAUCUCCAUGCUCUCCUCGUGUAAAGAGAAGAAACGGCCACCAGAUAAUAGUUACUACGUGAAAACAUGCAGUGCCAAUCCUAAAAAAACAAAAUGGUGGUAUCAUGAUGAUACAGUAUGAUACCAUGAUUCUGAUUGCCUCAUUAGCCCAUGACCUUCAGUGACGAUUGUCUGUGCUAACGAAAAAGAGAAAUCUUCACUGCUGGGUGAUAGGCCAUUAUGUCAUAAACUUUAGAGGUGCUGAUUGUAUAAGAACUGUAGACAAAGUGUGUGUAAAGUACAUCAAGUGUGUGCAGAAGUAUGGUUUACAGACACUGUGUGAGCUAAAGGAUGAAAGAAAUCUGCUGUGCAUUGCUCACAAUCCCCCUUUAUAGUGACAAAAUGAAAAUUACUGGAAAUUAGGAGUGCAAGUGAAUAUUUAGGCAUUACUAGAAGACAUAACAUAUGUAUGAUUUUUAUUAAAAGAAGAGGAUGAAUGAGACAGUGCUUCACUUUUGAAUAUUAGAUGUAGAGAUAUAAAUCUCUUUGGCAAUACUUUGCCAGCUACACUGAAAAUAAAUGCAAAGUCAACCAGUGUUAUUAUAAAACCUUUUUAGUAUUUUUGUGAUGCUGCAGUAAGAUUUUUUAUUAUACAGAUACAACAUGGAGUAAUGAUGAUCCUUGAGGCCAAAGUUCUUAAAUUUUACUUUGAGGAAAGGAAGGUAUUAUAGGUGUAGAAUCAUGAAGUUCUGUUCAUUGUAAGUGUUAUUGAACUCCUUUAGUGUAGCAUCUGCACAAAGCAACUUAUAACUUAGGCCAGUCAUACAUCAGUCCAGGUACCUUAUUAUCUUGCAAUAGACACAUCGUAUAAAUAUUUUAAACUUUCCAACAGUUCACCUAAGUAACAGGUGUUCCGUGAACUAGGAGGUGUUUGUGGGUACCCAAAAUUAAUGGAUGUUUUAGUAGAAUCAUAAGCUUUGAUGCCAAAGGAGUUCUAUUUUGAUGAAAAUUAAUUUUAUGUUUUUCUUUUUUUCUUUUCUUUUCUUUUCUUCUCUUUUUUUUUUUUUUAAUUUCAUGGGAUUUAUCAUAGGUUAUUGGGGAUUAUUAGAUGAAAUUCAUGAAGAUAAAAGGAUUUUCCAGGUUCAAGGAAACUGAAAAUUUGCACCUUGCAUUUGUGGCUUUCAGAUUUCAGUGACUUUGUGACUUAUUUUCUCAUAAUAUUUAAGAAUUUAGGCCUUGGAUUUGUUGCAAAUUUGAUUUAGCCUUCUGGCAUCUCUUCUGCACUGGUGCAUUCUACUGUAUGUGAGUUGUGCAAUUAUACUUUCGCUAAGAUAACACUUUGACAGCAUAUCACUACAAAGCAACUCCAUACAUUAGUUUAAAGUAUGAACAGAGAGAAUGCAUCAUUUAAAGUGAUUGAUCUCCCUUUGGUUCACCCGUCUCAUUUCUGUCCAAUGUUUUUUUGUUUUUUUUUAUUCAGCAAGUAAGUUAAGUGUAUUAAAGUUGUGACAUACUUUCCAAAAUUCAUUGUAUUGUGAUAUUUCUUCUACUUUAAGGUACCAGAUAAAGAUGUUCGGUAUGAUUCUUGUAUAGAGGAUGUUUUUUCAACAUAUUACUACACAUUGCCAUAUUUAGAUUAAAGUUUUGCAGUCAAGUGAUACCGUCUUGCUGAAACUUGGUGAUUUUAGUUACUGUUUUUCCUGACAAUUCCUAUCUAUCAAUGCAUAUUUUUAUUUACUCACACAAAAUUGAAUCAGCAAUACUUGAAUAAAGAUGUUGGAAGUUAGUGAUAACAAAAACACAUUAACAUGUCAACGAGUGAAAGAAAACACAUCCACAGUGAGAGCUAAUUUAUAAUUCAAUAGUUAACAUUACAGCAUAGUGUUAACUAUUUUGUCAUCCUAUUUUACAACUAUGUUCUCUGUCAAAUUGAUCUGUUCUUCUCUUAGGGUUGAAAUAUGACCAUUGCCAGUACCCAGUACCACAGAUAAACUGCGAGCAGGUAGUAGUCUAGCCUGCUAGUGAUGAUUCUCAGAUUGUGAUAGAUCUUCACUCCUGAAUUUUCAGUGUUGUUAAUGCAUAUCACAGGAUAGUAUUGUACUGUAAAAUGAAUGGCCAAUUGUCAUGUGGUUCUGUGAUUUUUUUUUCUUAAGCUAGUUGUACAGUAUUUCCAAUACUGCAGUAUUAUAAAUUGAUAAUCAAAUAUUACUUUCUAAAGACUGACAUAAUAUUUCUAUAUGUAAUCAAUGGACAACGGAGUGAUUUUGCAUCAAAACACAGGGUGUCUUUUUUUCAAUAGCAUAAUCAUUUGCCAUGAACAUACUUGCUUUUAUUAGUGAUUUUGAAUAUUUUUUCUGAUGAUUACGUAAAUUGUUUAAACACAUUUCACAUACGUUAUUUAUGCUUUGUAAACACAUUAAUUCCUAAGGACCUUCCUAUUUCUUCAUGUUUUUUGUUUUAAACAUCAAGUAAUUUGAUGGUUUUCAGAAUUAUGAUGGGAUACAAUCAACCCUAGUGUGAAUUGAUUUCAUUAUAAAGGCAAUUAAAUACUUAUUUGUUAUAUAAAUUAGUGCUUUUACUUUUCACCUCUUUUUUUUCUCUCUCUCUUUUAGAAGCUGAAGUAUGUUUAACAGAUUUGAAAUAAUAUUCUAUAUUGGCUUCAGUGUAUUACUUUCACCUUCUCUAAAAAAUAUUAGAAUUUCAGGGAUGAUUUGCAUAGUUGAUAAUAUUGUUGAAUGAAGUGAUUUAGGAAUUCCAUCUUCCGUACUUGUCAAGUUCAUCAUUCCAUCAAUUAUAGUUUUGUUGCAAGCAUUUUUUUAAUCAUUGUACUUACUGUAAUAAACAUUGAUUUCAGAA